This is a messenger RNA of Anthonomus grandis grandis, 1875 nucleotides long. Its product is annotated as UDP-glycosyltransferase UGT5-like. Bases 156 to 1751 code for a protein of 531 amino acids. Gene Ontology annotation, molecular function: UDP-glycosyltransferase activity. NCBI's taxonomy places the organism in Eukaryota, Metazoa, Arthropoda, Insecta, Coleoptera, Curculionidae. The transcript has 4 exons. The record is from RefSeq and is a predicted model, not a curated record.
AUUUUUAUAAUAAAUAGACUCUAGACUAAAUAUAAAAAGUAAUUACUAGUCAGUUUAAUUGUCCAUCAGAACGCAAAAAAAUACUCACGAAAUAUAAUUUAGUUUUUAGUAAAAAUUAAUGGUUAUAAAUUAAAAUUGGUUAUAGUUAAAAAUUAAUGGGAAUAGUAAACCUACUAUUCGAACAGUUCAGUUUGAAAAUGAACGUCACACAGAUUUUCUUAAUAUGUUGUGUUACUUUUCAAUGUGUUUUCGGUGGCAGAUUAUUGGGAAUUUUUCCUAUUCCCGGUGGAAGCCAUUAUAUUUUGGCUAGUAGACUGAUGAAGGAACUUGCAAAGGACGGACACCAUGUGACAAUGAUUACUCCUUACCCUACAAAAGGAUUGGAAAAGGAGUUUUCGUGGGAUGAUAUUGUUAUUGAAGGGCUGGCUGAUCAUUAUUUUGCAAUGUUCUCAAAAAUAAACAUUUUCGAGGACAGCAACCGUAGCGCCUUCCAACGGGUAGCCUCUUAUCAAGACCUGAUGAUGCAUUGGUUAAACGAAACGUUGUACCACCCCAAGGUUAGGGCUCUUAUGACCCCAGAUACCAAGUUUGACGCGGUGGUCAUGGAGGACUUUUUCAAUGACGCACACAAAUAUUUUGCUUAUCAUUUUCAAUGUCCAUUAAUCCUGAUGUCCUCCAUGGGUCCAAUACCAUGGGUUAACAACAAGGUGGCGAAUCCCUCUCCACCUUCCUAUAUUCCGCAUGCCUUUUAUGCGGGCGAUUUCGACCCAAAGAACUUUUGGGAUAGAUUUUUUAACUUUUGGGAUUACGUAAUUGACCUUGCAAUCGAUAAUUUCUAUUUCAAGCCUCUCCAUAAUGACGUACUCCAAAAAGCUUUUCCAGGAGCACCGAGAGUGCAAGACCUGAACGAGAAUGUAUCUUUAAUACUAUUAAACUCCCAUGAAAGUCUUUUGCAGUCAGUACCUCUGGUACCAAGCAUGGUGCAAAUUGGGGGGUACCACGUGGAUGCUCCAAGCCCUUUACCUAAAGACUUAAAGGAAGUGUUAGAUAAUGCUAAGGAUGGAGUGGUCUAUUUUUGUAUGGGGAGCAACAUAAAAGCGAAAGAGAUGGACGUUAAGAAGAAACAAGCUUUCGUGAAUGCACUGGGAAGGUUAAAGCAGAAGGUGUUAUGGAAAUUUGAAGACACAAAUAUCACUUUGCCUAAGAAUAUUAUUGUGAGGAGUUGGAUGCCUCAGAAAGAUAUUUUAGCACAUCCCAACGUAAAACUCUUCAUCACCCACAGCGGCUUCCUCAGUACCAUCGAAACAAUUUACCAUGGAGUUCCAGUAUUAGCAAUUCCAGUAUUCGCCGACCAGUUUAUGAACGCGAAAAAAGCAGUUGCUUACGGUUACGGGUUAAAAUUAGCUUACAACGAUCCUAAUUUUAGUGAGGAGGCUCUAAGUGCCUUACUGGAUGAACUCCUGACCAACCCUAAGUACCAUGAGACUGCUAAGUUUAGGUCAAAAUUAUACCACGAUAGACUUGCCACUCCUAUAGAAACUCUAAAUUAUUGGGUGAAUUAUACCUUAAGAUAUAAGGGAGCAAAGCAUUUACAAGUUGCGGGGGUGCAGUUACCGUUACAUCAAUAUUUGCUGUUGGAUGUUGUGGGAUUUAUGGUGGCUGGACUGGUUUUCAGUUUGUGGAUUGUGUUGGUGCUGUUUAAGAGGGUUCGGAUGAUAGUAAAAACUGGGAGUAAACAAAAAACCCAAUAGAACUAUUGUUAGUUUAGUAGUUAAUGGUUUUAUAAAUAGGCUAGAAUCAUUUUAAUAAGAUUGUUUACGAUACUGUGUAUUUUUUUAUCUUAUUUUAUAUAUAUGCCAGGCUUUUUUACAAGCA